Humulus lupulus (European hop) is the source of this 2677-nucleotide messenger RNA. RefSeq names its product putative pentatricopeptide repeat-containing protein At3g01580. The coding region runs from base 217 to 2337 and encodes 706 amino acids. Gene Ontology annotation, cellular component: intracellular membrane-bounded organelle. The record is from RefSeq and is a predicted model, not a curated record. Gene Ontology annotation, biological process: RNA modification. Gene Ontology annotation, molecular function: protein binding; RNA binding. The transcript has 3 exons. NCBI's taxonomy places the organism in Eukaryota, Viridiplantae, Streptophyta, Magnoliopsida, Rosales, Cannabaceae.
AUUUUAAAUUCACAAAACAAUUGUUAUUUUUCUAGUCUUAAAAAUAUGUUUUAACAUAUCCUAACCAACUGAAGUGUGGAACUGUGGUUCGCUGUGAGUAAAGUUUCAGAAUUUAAGCCGCGCCACAUUAUCUCUCUCAACCAUUCGCUCUCUCGCUAUUGCUACCUUCUAUCAGCGUUACACCAUCCUUUAUUAUUAGGCACCUUAUUUUUCUAUAUGAAAAGGAGGGAACUGCUUGUUAAUCUGUUUGGAUCUUGUAAUAGUUGGAAAUCAGUGGCACAGCUUCACUGUCAAACCUUCAAAGCUGGCUUUGCUCAUGAUAGUUUCUUUGCGACAAAGCUCAGUGCCUUGUAUGCAAAAUAUGCAUCACUUGAGCAUGCCCGCAAAGUGUUCGAUGAAACGCCCCAUAGGACUGUUUAUUUAUGGAACGCUGCGCUUAGGAGCUACUGUAGAGAUAAACAGUGGGAAGAGACUUUGUGUCUCUUUUACAACAUGGUAUCUACUGGAAGAGCAGAUGAUGAAAAGCCUGAUAAUUUCACAGUACCCAUUGCUCUUAAGGCAUGCGCAGGGUUAAGGGCUGUAGGAUAUGGCAAAACAUUACAUGGGUUCAUAAAGAAACAUGAAAAGUUUGGUCAGGACAUGUAUGUGGGUUCAGCUUUAGUCGAUUUUUACUCAAAAAGUGGGCUUAUGGAUGAUGCUUUACAAGUGUUUAAGGAAUUUUCUCUACCUGAUGUUGUUUUGUGGACUUCAAUGGUUACUGGGUAUGAGCAAAAUGGCAGUCCUGAAGAAGCAUUAAGAUUUUUCUCCCAAAUGGUUAUGUUGGAGGGUUUAGCUCCUGAUAGAGUGACACUUGUCAGUAUUGUUUCUGCUUGUGCUCAGCUAUCAAAUUUUAAGCUUGGUAGUAGCGUACAUGGUUUUGUCAUUAGGAGGGGCAUUCAUACUGAUUUAUCUUUGGUCAAUUCACUUUUGAAUCUAUAUGCAAAGACAGGUUCCAUGAAAUCUGCCACUAGCUUGUUUAAUAGAAUGCCAGAACAAGAUGUGAUAUCGUGGAGCUCAAUUAUUGCUUGUUGUGCUCUUAAUGGGGCAUCUGUGGAAGCAUUAGAUCUUUUCAAUGAAAUGAUUAACCGGAAAAUUGAACCCAAUUCAGUGACAGUUGUUAAUGCAUUGCAGGCAUGUACAAUUGCCUGUACCUUAGAAGAAGGUAUAAAGAUUCAUGAACUUUCUGUUAGGAAAGGUUUUGAAUUGGAUGUCUUGGUAUCUACAGCUCUAAUUGAUAUGUACAUGAAGUGUUUCACCCCUGACAGAGCAGUAAAUGUCUUUGAAAGAAUGCCCAAGAAAGACGUGGUUUCUUGUGCUGCAUUGAUAGGCGGUUAUGCUCAUAAUGGAUUGGCACAUAAGUCAAUUGGGAUAUUUUGUAACAUGCUAUUAUAUGAUAUUAAACCUGAUGCUGUUGCUAUGGUGAAGAUUCUGGCAGCAUGUGCACAGUUGGGGAUUCUUCAGCAAGCUCUCUGCCUUCAUUGUUGUGUGAAGAAAAGGGGAUUUAACAAGAACAUCUUUGUUGGAGCUUCACUGAUAGAGUUGUACUCAAAGUGUGGUAGCCUAGAUAAUGCAAUCCAAAUAUUUGAAGGAAUUGUGAACAAAGAUGUUUUUAUCUGGAGUGCCAUGAUUGCAGCUUAUGCAAUCCAUGGGUGUGGAAGAGAAGCUGUAAAUAUAUUUGAUCAAAUGGUUAAGAACUCAGGUGUUAGACCCAACAGUGUUACAUUUCUCUCUGUUUUAUCCGCGUGUAGCCAUUCGGGUCUUGUUGAAAAGGGGUUAGAAAUAUUUAAUACAAUGCUGCAUUACCAACUGAAACCAAAUUCUGAGCAUUAUGGAAUGAUAGUUGAUCUUCUAGGUCGCACCGGAAAGUUGGAAAAGGCCAUGGAACUUAUCAACAAAAUGCCAUUUCCAGCUGGGCCACAUGUUUGGGGAGCUUUACUUGGUGCUUGUCGUAUUCAUCACAAUGUCAAAUUGGGAGAGGUUGCAGCCAGGAAUCUUUUCACGUUAGAUCCUAACCACGCAGGGUAUUAUAUAUUGCUAUCAAAUAUCUAUGCUGUGGACGAGAAAUGGGAAAGUGUGGCAGAACUUAGAACUCUAAUUAAGGAAAAGAAGUUGAAGAAGACAUUUGGUGAAAGUACGGUUGAAGCAGGAAAGAAAAUCUAUAGCUUUGUUGCUGGUGAUAGAUUUCACCCAGACUCUGACCAGAUUUACGAAUUACUGAGAAAGUUGGAGGUGAAGAUGAGAGAAGAUGCUUAUAUUCCUGAUACUGAACUUCUGCAUCAUGAUGAUAAGGUCUCAUGACUUGUCGAGCUAUGCAAGGAAAUUCAGAAAAGCAUAUGCAACACUAAAUUGAAAAAGGAUAAGAUAUCCUUAUGACACAUCUGUCUUCAAUGAAAGCUAGCUAUGUUUACAUGCGAUUUCAAGGAUGUAUAAAUAGGCUUGGCUUAUUUUAAGGUAUGCAUGUCUACAUACCGAUUCAAGUGUUUUUUAACAUUUGCUUGUUUACUAUUCUAAUUCAAGAAGGAAAAACUUAUGGCUUGAUAUUUGGUCUUCAACAAAUCCUAUAUCCUUAGUACUACUACCAGUUUGAUAUUUAGGACUAAUAUAACCAGAUCAUUGACAUUUGACAGUAUUACAUUGA